This is a messenger RNA of Protopolystoma xenopodis, 543 nucleotides long. NCBI's taxonomy places the organism in Eukaryota, Metazoa, Platyhelminthes, Monogenea, Polystomatidea, Polystomatidae. The record is from the annotation of a GenBank genome assembly.
AUGGUCAGCACGGAUAAAUCGGUUCAUCCAGACGAUGAAGUGACCUCGAUUUCUGGGCUCCAAAUACCGGUCACAGCUUCCAAACAAUUUUCCUCCGGUUUCCGGAGCGGCUGUGUGAGGCUAUUUCACAAUUUCCUACGUUUACCAGCUUCGUGGCCGCCCCGAAAGCGGCUUUACUUGCGAGCCCCUUCUCGAUCUGUACCUGGUUACCGGCAAACAUCCGAUCCCGGUCUACUUUUAGCCGGUUUCGUUGCUCCUUCUCUGUGCCACGAAAAGCUUGCAGAGCGGGAACUCUCCCUCGAGAAAGCCAAAGGGUACCUCAAGACGGCGUUUUUGGAUCAAUUUAUGCUAGCAACUAAAACUCUCAUCCUCCCCCGGCAUGGCAACCGAGGUUGGAACAGGCCUAAAUGGCACGACGACGUUUCCCACCGGAUGACCCUUCGUUUAUGCCUGGCUUCCACUGCCCCCAGCAAUGUCCACCCGAUCUGUCCCCACUUGCAGAUCCCUUUGCGUCCCCACGGCUCAUGCACUUUUGCGAGCUGA